UUAGAUAAAGUCAAAAUCAAGCAAAAUGUCAGCGUGCUAAUAUAUCUAUAUGAAUUUACUAUAAAAUAAAUAAAAUUACUUAUAUAAAAACAUAAAAAAUCGUAUAAAAUGAUCGAAAAAAAUUGCGAAGUUAAAAAUCUUGAAAAUAUAAAUUUUAAUAAAGUAAAUAAAUAUAAAAUUGCACCUUAUCAAUAUGGUUAUCGGGACCAUAUUAGUGGCAGGCGCUUCGGUGACGGCGAGCAUAUUUGUAGUCCAGGUGGCUGUGUUGCCUCUAAUAUUUAAAUACAGCAAGUCAGUUCAAAGGAAAAUGGUAUUUUCUAACUGCAUAAACUAUCCAAGACACUUGGAUUACGAGAACCCGUCAAGUUGUAACGUCGUCGGAGGAAGACAUUUCAAUAUCUCGUUCCAGUCUGUUGUCGAUUCCUGUCCUAUCAAACUCGGAGCGUGGCACAUAGUGCCGUGUUCAAUGUUUCGCGAGGUGUUUGUGAUUCGUGACUACCUGUCCGUGGACGCUCGUCUCCACAAUGAACUCAAGCGGACGCAGAACACAGUCGUACUCUACUGUCAUGGCAAUUCAAACCACCGCGCUUCGCCGCACAGGCUACAAAUGUACAAAGUGUUCCAAGAAUUAAAUUUCCAUGUGAUUACAUUUGACUACAGAGGAUAUGGUGACUCCACGCACGUGAGGCCGACGGAGCGAGGAGUGGUGGAAGAUGCACUGGCGAUGUAUGCCUGGCUGAUAGAAUCCCUCAAUGAGAAGGACAAACCACCUGUUAUCAUAUGGGGACACUCUUUAGGAACGGCAGUAGCAGCAAACAUGGCCGCCAAUCUGUCAGACCUGUGCCGCACCCAGGGUCGCGCGCAGCUGCCGCCUCCAGACGCCGUGGUGCUCGAGGCGGCGUUCAAUAACCUCACUGAUGAGAUUGAGAGCCAUCCCUUCUCUAAGUUAGUAUCCUGGCUGCCUUAUUACAAGGAUACCUUCGUGAAGCCAUUCGCUGCAUCAUCAGAGUACACGUUCACCACCGACCAGUAUCUGUGUUGCGUGCCAGAUCUACCAAUCCUCAUGCUGCACUCCAAAGGAGACAAGAUUGUACCCUUCAAUCUAGCUGUUAAGUUACACACAAAAGUGGCUGAAUCCCGACAGAAGUCGAAUGCUCCGCUAGUGUUCCAUGCAUUCGAGCGCGGUUUGGGACUGGGACACAACAACUUAUGCGAAGCGACGGAACUGAAGGAUGUGGUGGCACAAUUUCUGAAACAAGUCAAGGAAUCAAAGAAGCCAAGGCCUAAGAUCAAAGCGAAGAAAUCUCUAUCAAAGAAAUCUCUAUCAAAGAAAUCUUUAUCAAAAAUGUAGUAUUUGAAAGCAUGUUCUUUUAAUUAAAAAAAA
Messenger RNA from Spodoptera frugiperda (fall armyworm), 1384 nucleotides. RefSeq names its product lysophosphatidylserine lipase ABHD12-like. The transcript is spliced from 10 exons. Gene Ontology annotation, molecular function: monoacylglycerol lipase activity; phosphatidylcholine lysophospholipase A1 activity. Gene Ontology annotation, biological process: phosphatidylserine catabolic process; monoacylglycerol catabolic process. The coding region runs from base 194 to 1351 and encodes 385 amino acids. Lineage: Eukaryota; Metazoa; Arthropoda; Insecta; Lepidoptera; Noctuidae. The record is from RefSeq and is a predicted model, not a curated record. Gene Ontology annotation, cellular component: endoplasmic reticulum membrane.